This is a messenger RNA of Rotaria sp. Silwood2, 555 nucleotides long. NCBI's taxonomy places the organism in Eukaryota, Metazoa, Rotifera, Eurotatoria, Philodinida, Philodinidae. The record is from the annotation of a GenBank genome assembly.
AUGCUAGUUAUUGGUUUUUUUAUUGUUCUAUAUAUAUUUUACCGUUUAUGUGAACAUUUUUUUCCAACACCAAAUAUUUAUUCAAAUGGUAAAUAUGUUCUAAUUAGUGGUUGUGAUACUUGUUUUGAUCAUCAAUUAGCUAUUGCACUUGAUAAACAAUGUUUUGAUGUUCUUGCUAGAGUUCUCAUUCCAGAAAAUGUUUCAUCACUUCAAAAUAAACUUUCAUCAAAAGCUACAGUUUUUCAUCUCGAUACUACUAAACAAGAAGAUAUCGAUACUGCAUUUGAAUUAGUCAACAAGAACACAAAAGUUCUUCAUGCACUUAUUAGUAAUGCUGGAAUAGUUGUUACUAGCCAUAUUGAUUGGACAUCAAUGAAAGAUACGCAUCAAGUAAUGGGUGUAAAUUUUUUUGGACACGUUGCAAUGACAAAGAAAUUUUUACCAUUACUUAUUGCUAAACGUGAUUCACGUGUUAUUAACGUUUGUUCUGUAGCUGAUUAUGUGUCAUUACCCAGUGAAUCUGCAUAUUGUGCGUCAAAAUAUGCUCUUGAAUAA